GUGAGUGUGUGAGUGGAAGCCCGCGGGUGUCCGUCCUGUCGGAAUGUGCGCGCUCGGGCCCCGUGCUGCAGCCGCCUUGUCCACGGCGUGAGGAAGCCGCGCGCGGGGGGGAAACCUCGAGGAAGAGGAGCGAUGGCUUCCAAGGAGACCGCGGCCGCCGCCGCCUCCUCUUCCUACUUCAUCAACGUGAGCAAGGAGAUGACAGAGAGUGUCAGAAAGGUUAUCGACAAACCAUCGAUCAAGCUUAUACGCAGUGUCAAGCUGGACGUCAAGACUGGCAAGUCGGAGGACCGGAUUUUGGUUCUUGCAACAUGGAGGCUUUAUUUCCUAGCUCCGAAAGUACCUUCCAAGGUGGAAGUGACUUUUAACUUCCUGGAGAUCCGAUCGAUGAGCACUCAGCCUGAGCAGAGGGUGAUCAUAGAGACGGACAAGUCAACAUACUGCGUUAGGCUGCAGUCACAAGACCAUCUGGAUCACAUGGUGUCCUAUAUCAGCUUCGCCCUAUCUCGAAUCUUCAACAACUCCAUGUUCGCUCCCUCCAUCUGUGUGUCUCAAGGGGACCUGGCAGACGGCAACCGGAAGUUCUCCCCGAACUCUGAAACCUCCGUGGAGACUCAGAGGGCUUGCGGCGGCUUCUCGGAGACCUACUCCGCGCUGUGCGACUACAACGGGAUCGGCUGCAAGGAGGAAGUGCAGUGGGAUGUGGACACCAUCUAUCAUUCCCAAGACAACAGAGAGUUUAAUUUGUUGGACUUUAGCCAUCUGGAGAGCAGGGACCUGGCUGUGAUUGUGGCCUCCAUUGCCUAUAACACUUGGUUCACGAAGCUGUACUGCAAAGACCUGCGUAUAGGCUCGGAGGUGACUGAGCAGGUCCUCCACACCCUCAGCAAGUCCAGCAGCCUGGAGGAGAUUACUCUAGAGAACGUGGGCCUCAAAGCGGAUUUUCCUCAGAAAAUGGCAGUUGCGUUGUCCGAGAAUCCCGCUUCAGUCAUCCACUCUCUGAACCUGGCGCACAACACCCUGGACAACCAAGGUGUCUCCAAUCUCAUCCAGCAAGUGUGUCGUCUUAGCAAAGGCCUCCGCCUUCUGAACCUCUCCAAGACGUCGCUCUCCUCCAAGGGCGUCAUGUCGCUGUCCCAGGCCCUCUGCUCCAGCGAUGACUACUCCAACUCUCUGCUCCACCUGGACCUGAGCAAGAACCCUGGGGUGCUUUCUGGAGAGGACGCCACGAACCUGUACCUGUUCCUGGCCCAGCCCAACUGUCUCGUCCAUUUGGACCUGUCUGGCACGGACUGCGCUGUGGACUCGUUAUUCGGAGCACUGCUCAGGGGCUGCUGCGCUGACCUGUCCUACCUGAACCUGUCCAGGAAUUCCUUCUCCCACAAGAAAAUGAGAGAGACCAUGCCCCUGUUCCGCCAGUUCUUCAGUUCAGCCUUCAGCCUCUCUCAUGUCAGCCUUGCUGGUAUAAAGCUCCCGGCGGAUGCUCUGAGAACUCUCUUCAUCGGGCUCUCUUCAAACCCUCACAUUAACGAUCUACAUUUGGACAUCAGUGGCUGUGAGCUCAGGUCAUCAGGAGCAGGUGUGAUAAGCGAGUUGUUUCCCAGAGUCUCCUGCAUCGGCACCCUUGACAUAUCAGACAAUGGCCUGGAUGCGGACCUUCUUCCUGUUGUAACUGCACUGUCCAGACACCCGUCCCUAAAACACCUCUUGGUUGGCAAGAACUUCAAUGUCAAAAGCAGGGUGCUUGAUGAGAUUCUACAGAAGCUGGUCCAACUCAUACAGGAGGAAGAGUGUGGGCUCCAGUCGCUUUCUCUGGCCGAAUCACGGCUGCGCUCCCGUGGCACCAUGUUGGUUAAUGCCCUGGGCAGCAACACCUGCCUGCGCAAGGUGGACCUCAGCGGGAAUGGCCUGGAGGACAUCGGGGCUAAGAUGUUGAGCAAGGCACUUCAGAUCAACACCACACUCAGGAGUGUAACGUGGGAUCGGAACAACACGUCAGCGCUGGGGUUCCAGGAUGUCGCCAGAGCCCUCGAACAUAACUUCACACUUCAGUACAUGCCCCUUCCAGUCAGUGAUAUCACCCAGGCAUACCGCUGCGCCCCAGAGAAGACCGAGCAGGCACUGACGAAGAUCCAGCGGGCCCUCCUUAGAAACAACCAGACGCAGCGCUUCUCACAGCGCCAGGCUCUCCGGCUGCACCAGGGCCUGGUCACCAGUACCGCCGAGCAGGUGAUGGAGCGCCUGUGUGUGCGUGUGCAGCAGCAGGUGUGUGUGCUGCGGGGGGUGAGUGAUGGGGAGGAGCUACAAGCUGCCAGACAGGUGCUGAAGGAGGCUCGAAACUCUCGUGCGCUGUACCCCUCCCUGUGUGAACUUGCCCAUGUGCUCUCUGUGGACGGUCCAGUCAGACAAAAACUGGACUCACUGUCCGGUGAGCUGGCUAAGGCAGCUGACAAAGAGCUCCAGGUGAUUGUAGACUCCAUGGUGUCUCUGUGCCGAGAGCUGUGCCCACUGUCUUCUGCGACCGCCGAGCACCUGACCCCACCACUGUCAUCCGUCUCGGAGCGUGUGUCGGUCCCUCGCUCCGCCAUUCGCACCGCGUUGAUGGAACGGGCUGCUCAGGACAUCCACCGGGCUCUUGAGGAGGUGAAGCUCUCAGUCGUCUCCUAUCUCACCAACUCCAUUGUUGAUCAGAUUCUGCAGGAGCUCUACGCGACUCACAAGACCCUGACGCGCCAGGUGUCCCAGAUGAAGCGGUGGGAUGACGGAGGGACGGGUAAACGUUCACACCGACACCGAGACUCCAUGGACAUCACUGAUGAGGAGCUGGGCACCAGUAUAGACACAAUUGCCAUUAAGAAGCGGAGCUCCAGGACCCGACGCAUCAGACCUGUCUCCACUAGGCUGAGUUUGGGUGAUGAUUCCAGCUCCUCUCCACCCUCCUCAGCUCCCCCUCACUCAGCCCCAAUCUCUCACUCUGCAUCUCUUGAGUGUUUGUCCGCCCUGCCUACCCAUGGCGCCCCUCUGCAUCAUGCAACACGGGUUAGACCAAGACCACCGCGGAGGCAUCGAAGAGGACCGCCACAGCCAGAUACUGCAAGAGCUCACUGCACCGAGAACGGAGCCGUGACGCCCCUUGAUGAUGGUUUGCCCGAUUUCUACACCAAACGAGUCCUCCCCGACAGUCAACUUUCAAAUCUCCACCAAGCUCAGUCCCUCCGAAGAAAGAAAAGGCGCAAUGUGCUGUCCAUCUUCGGCUUCCGAAGGAACCGCAAUUCAACCGUGUCCAAUCACGGGCCAGACACUGGAGAAGGGGGCGGGCCCCUAGAAGAUGAGGGUUCCAGUGUAGCAAUGGCACCCAGCAAGACUGCCACAGAAAAUGUGUACACGUUUUUGCAACCCCCAGUGGAUGCUGGGAAGCCAGAUGCCUCUGCAAAGGUGGCUGAUGGGAAGGAAGAGGGUUCAGUGACACAGCAGGUGCCACGACCCCUGCAGGGCAUACUGCUCCCCGGGAUGGGGGGAGGCGAACUGUCAAACCUAUCCCAAAGACAGAAACCUGAAGCUGAGUCAGGGGUGGACAGGUCUCCCAAGGGAAGCAGAUCGACAGACCUCCAGAAAGACACGCAUGACCUAGAGGAGGCAGCCGAAGACAGGCAGGCAUCUCCCAGCACACAGAUGGAAUGUGAGACCCAGGGGUCACGCCUCCAGACUGAACGUCAUGUUGAGAGCAGCAUGGAGGCUCGGGCAGAGAGACCGACGGAGGCCGACAGAUCAUCCUCAGCAGAGCUGCAGACAGACAAACAGGCCGGAUGGGUACAGGCAGACAGGAUGACAGCAGAGCAGCCCAAAGAGGACCAGCAUUGCCCUACUCCAUCUGGGCUGAAACCAACCCCCCCUCCUCAGACCAGCAAACCCAGCUUAGCCACCAUGAGGCAGAGACACCUGCAGGAGAGCUCCGAGCCGUCCUUGGAGGAAGAGAUGGGGCCCGAUAAAGAGAAAGAUGUCAGUAAGGAUGAGAAGAAAGAAAAAAAUGAAGGAGGCGAAAAAAAGGGGGAAACAGAGAGACAAUUUCCAACCGUCCCUGAGAAGCCUGCCAGCGUUCAGCCAAUGAGCAGAAGGAGUUCAGCAGAUGCCCCGCCCACUGUAGCAUCUCCCAAGGAAGUGGCCAAUGAGAAGAAAGUUCGGCCCUCUGUGCCGCCUCCCUCCUCCAAGCCUGUGCUUUGUUUGGGUGAUAUAACUUUCACUCAAGGUGAGGAGGGGAUGAGAGCACCCCCCACGAAGCCCUUGAGGAACAGGAAAGCUUUCUCUUGUGACACAGGCAUGGAGAGGGACUGUCCCAGCAAUCCGGAGAGACCCUUGGAUCGCAAGCCCCCGGUGAAGAAGCCCAGGCUGCCACAGGGCAAGAACAGGUCCCUGGACAGCCCUGGCAACGGCAAUUCGGAGUCUGGCAACAGUGAAGUAUCGUGACGACAGCAGAGGUCGGAGACAGUUCCCAUGACAACUGCGUGAUAUUAUUUUGCACUGGAGGGGAGAUAAAAAGAGGAGAGAGAGCGGGACACCGAGGGGUUAAUGUCAGCAGAGCUGCUCUCUGCUCUGCUCUGCACUGGGACAGCAGUUACCUGUUUACCGGUGUACCCCAACACUGCACUGGAGCUUUACCCAUCUUAGCUGUUCACAUGUCUGUCCUGGAAACAUUCAAACAGUUCUUGAUGCGUUCAGUGACACACACACAUAGGUGAACACAAACAUAUAGCUACAUGCACACGCACGUAUACAUAUACGCAUGUAUGAAUUCACAUUUUUGUUUUCUUUUAAAGUACAUGUUCUUUCUUCCUUUCUCUCUCACAUCCACACACACCCACGCGCACACGCACACACUCCCCUACAUGCUUGACCUGUGAGUACAAUCAAUGUUGGACCCUCUCGUGUUUCCAACUCAUGUGAAAGACCGACUGGAGGUAACGGUUGGUUUCCAGUCACCAGGGGCCAUCAGGAGGGGGCACAGAAGAUCCUGCGUCCGUCCGUCUCGUCUUGCUGCCUCCUCAGCCCCUCGCCUUCCUGCUCUAACCACACCUGUGACAUUGCUACCGUACGAACUCCUCCGCCUGUAUCCUCUAGCAACUAAAUAUGUGUAAAUACCAAAAAUUUACAUAUUCAAGAAUUUAC
Molecule: messenger RNA, 5163 nt
Organism: Scleropages formosus (Asian bonytongue)
Lineage: Eukaryota; Metazoa; Chordata; Actinopteri; Osteoglossiformes; Osteoglossidae
Gene: carmil3
Product: capping protein regulator and myosin 1 linker 3
Exons: 40
Coding region: 133-4464 (1443 amino acids)
Biological process (GO): cell migration; regulation of Arp2/3 complex-mediated actin nucleation
Cellular component (GO): plasma membrane; lamellipodium
Molecular function (GO): protein binding
Source: RefSeq, a predicted model, not a curated record